AGGCCUCGGCCAUCCUUCCUAGUUCUAGCGACUCCCGCUUUCAAUAUUUUUUCCGUUUAAACCCUAGCUAUGUGGAACCGACAGAGGGUUUAAGGCAAGACCGGCAACUGAACUAAACCCUUUCCGCCAAAUGACCUAAAAUUUUAUUUUAUUUUUCGAUUUCGAGAAACCAAUAAGGAAAAUCUGGUCAGAGCUCGAAUUCUCACAUACCUAUGGCCGCUUCCAGAUUAUCCUCCUGCGUAGCAAUGGCCGCGGCGGUCGCGUCCUUGUCCACGCUCUCCGACCGCGCGUACGCCGACAGUCCCUUUCGUUUCUUUCCUUUCUAUUCUUCUUCGUCUUCUUCUCCUCAGGGGGACCAGAACUCUAACUCGAGGUCGGAGGCGAAGGCCGAUGCCGAAGAGUCCAAAGGGUCGGGUUUCGAUCCCGAGUCGUUAGAACGAGGUGCCAAAGCUCUUCGUGAAAUCAACAGCUCCCCGCACGCUAAACAGGUUUUCCAAGUAAUGAGAAAGCAAGAAGAUACUCGCCUUGCAGAGAUGGCUGCCGAGAAGGCUCAUUUUGAAGCAAUUCAAGCUAAUGCCGAUAUCGAAAAGCAGCGUAAAUUACAUGAAGAGCAAAGAGAUCUGAUACAGCAACAAGCACAGGCAAAGGCACAAAUGUUGCGAUAUGAGGAUGAGCUGGCUAGGAAAAGAAUGCAGACAGAUCAUGAAGUUCAGAGGAAACAUAAUGUUGAACUGGUUAGGAUGCAAGAGGAUUCCUCUACACGGAAAGAACAAGCUAGACGAGCUACUGAGGAACAGAUCCAAGCUCAGCAGCGCCAAACUGAGAAAGAGAGGGCUGAAAUAGAGAGGGAAACAAUAAGAGUUAAGGCCAUGGCAGAGGCUGAAGGCCGAGCCCAUGAAGCAAAACUGACGGAGGAACAUAACAGGAAAAUGCUUAUAGAACGUAUUAAUGGUGAAAGAGAGAAAUGGCUUGCUGCAAUCAAUACAACUUUUAGUCACAUUGAAGGGGGUUUUAGGAUCCUACUGACUGAUAGGAAUAAGUUGCUUAUGACAGUUGGAGGAGCCACUGCAUUAGCUGCAGGAGUUUAUACAACUAGAGAAGGAGCUAGAGUAAUGUGGGGAUAUGUUAAUCGGAUUCUGGGGCAGCCAUCACUUAUUCGAGAAUCCUCCAUUGCAAAAUUUCCUGGGUCGGAAUUGAUUUCUAAGGCUAAAAAUAAAGUUUUUAAAUACAGUACCUCAGCUGGGGCUGCAGGAAGUAAAAAUGGUCUUGGAAAUAUUGUUCUCCAUCCUUCGUUGGAAAGGAGAAUACAGCAACUUUCUCGAGCUACAUCAAACACCAAGACUCAUCAGGCACCUUUUCGCAAUAUGAUGUUUUAUGGGCCCCCUGGCACUGGAAAAACUUUGGUUGCAAGGGAGAUAGCUCAGAAAUCAGGUUUGGAUUAUGCCAUGAUGACUGGAGGAGAUGUUGUGCCACUGGGUGCGCAGGCUGUUACCAAAAUUCAUCAGAUUUUUGAUUGGGCUAAGAAAUCAAAUAAAGGUUUAUUGCUUUUUAUUGACGAGGCGGAUGCUUUCCUAUGCGAGCGUAACAGUACACAUAUGAGUGAAGCUCAAAGAAGUGCUCUGAAUGCAUUGCUCUUCCGAACUGGAGAUCAGUCUAGAGACAUAGUUCUCGUUCUCGCAACAAACAGACCAGGUGAUCUCGACAGUGCUGUUACCGAUCGAAUUGAUGAGGUCAUCGAGUUUCCACUUCCAGGAGAGGAGGAACGUCAUAAACUACUGAAGCUCUACUUGUACAAGUACCUUUCUGGUGAAAGCGAUCAGAACGCAGCUAAGUGGGGUCUUUUUACCAAGAAAAAGCCACAAAAGAUAACUAUAAAAGAUGUAACGGAUGAUGUAAUCCGAGAAGCUGCCAGGAAGACAGAAGGGUUCUCCGGCCGAGAAAUAGCAAAACUAAUGGCUAGUAUCCAAGCAGCUGUUUAUGGGCGCCCGGACUGCGUGUUGGAUACCCAGCUGUUUAUGGAAAUUGUUGAUUACAAAGUUACAGAGCAUCAUCAGCGAAUAAAACUAGCAGCUGAAGGUGGUGUACCAGCUUAGGCUAAGGACGUGCAAUCUCAAGACGUCAGAUGCAAGAGUAGGGAAGAUGGCUUAUUUUUGGAAGCCCAAAAAUUGGAGAGUUUUUUGCAGUGUUUUGAUGAUUAUUUAACAUUCUUUGUAUAUUGGAAUAUUGUGGUUCUUUUUGUUGUAGGGGUCGAUAAGUCGAUCUCCCUUUUCCCUCUCAUUUUCAUUUCCUGACAUUUUUGGUGAAGUCGUGUGGUAUCUGUGGGGAAUGUUUGUGUGAGGGAAUGAGCUGCAAUUGUCAUGGCCUACAUAAUACUUCUCCCUCGGUACCUGGUGACCCAGACGGAUCUACAGUGCUGAUUGGACGACAAUAUGAGAUGGUGGAAACUUCUUGUAAUAAUUCGAAAGCAGACUCUCUUCUGUUUUA
Juglans microcarpa x Juglans regia is the source of this 2484-nucleotide messenger RNA. RefSeq names its product ATPase family AAA domain-containing protein 3-like. Gene Ontology annotation, cellular component: mitochondrion. The coding region runs from base 213 to 2093 and encodes 626 amino acids. The transcript is spliced from 8 exons. Lineage: Eukaryota; Viridiplantae; Streptophyta; Magnoliopsida; Fagales; Juglandaceae. The record is from RefSeq and is a predicted model, not a curated record. Gene Ontology annotation, molecular function: ATP binding; zinc ion binding; ATP hydrolysis activity. Gene Ontology annotation, biological process: mitochondrion organization.